GGCGGGGUCAUGUCCCGCUGGGCGGUGCCCUCGCGCUGGACUUGUGCAUGUUGACCACGCCCCUUCUGCAUUUCGGAGAAGAUGGCGUCGCAAGUACAGAGAGGAGUGCCUCUAAGUGCGCUCUGUCCCAAGUUCCUCCACACAAACUCCACCAGCCACACCUGGCCCUUCAGCGCGAUCGCUGAAUUAAUAGAUAAUGCCUAUGAUCCAGAUGUCAAUGCCAAGCAGUUCUGGAUUGAUAAGACCCAGUUCAAAGGCCAAGACUGCCUCAUCUUCAUGGACAAUGGAAAUGGGCUGGACUAUGAAAAGAUGCACAAGAUGCUCAGCUUCGGUUACAGUGACAAGACAGUCAUAAACGGCCAGCACCCGAUUGGUCUCUACGGUAACGGUUUCAAGUCGGGGUCCAUGCGUCUGGGACGAGACGCCAUCGUGUUCUCCAAGUCUCUAGAUGGAGACACCAUGCAUGUAGGCAUGCUCUCACAGAGCUACCUGGCACAGAUUAAAGCAGAGCAGAUCAUCGUACCCAUUGUCUCCUUCCAACGCGUUGCACACAACCAGUUCCGUGUGAAUGAGAAGCACAAGGCCAGUCUGCAGGACAUCCUGUAUUACUCUCUCUUUAAGACGGAGAAUGAGCUGCUCACAGAGCUCAAAGCCAUCAACUCCACCUGCUCCAUGGGCUCUUCAGGAACACGCAUCAUCAUCUGGAGCCUGCGCAGGACAUUAACAGGACAGACAGAAUUUGAUUUCACAACAUCCAGUUAUGACAUCAGAAUCCCGUUGGAUGUGUUGGAGAGCACCAGUGAGCAAUACAGGCGGUCGGAGCUGCUCACAAAACCAGAGAGUUACUACUCGCUACGUGCAUACUGCAGUAUUCUGUACCUGAAGCCGCGUAUGCAGAUCGUCAUUCGAGGGCAGAAAGUGAAGACUGAGCUCAUCUCCAAGAGCCUGGCAUACAUUGCUAAGGACUAUUACAAGCCCAACUUUGUGAACAGACGUAUUCCCAUCACGUUUGGGUACAACACCAAGAGCAAAGACCAAUACGGCAUCAUGAUGUACCACAAGAACCGCCUUAUAAAACCUUAUGAGCGAGUGGGCGUUCAACUCAAGGCCAACAUCCAAGGUCUCGGGGUCAUUGGGGUUAUCGAGUGUAACUUUCUGGAGCCCACCCACAACAAGCAAGAUUUUGACAAUACCGACAAAUACAGGAAAACCAUCAACAACUUAGGGGUUAAGCUGGAGGACUACUGGAAAGAGAUCCGCUUUAAAAGAGACAAAGAAGAUCCUAACAGCACCGUACCAGUGGAAGACACCAUGAAGCGCCCGGACCAGAACUGGGUGCAAUGUGACACCUGCCUGCGCUGGAGGAAGCUGCCAGAUGGGAUUGAUUGCAGACUGCUCCCAGAGAAGUGGUUCUGCCACAUGAAUCCCGACCCCCAAUUCAGGAGCUGCAUGGUAGAGGAAGAGCCUGAAGACUCUGAUGAUGACCAACCUUCAUACCAGAAAACCUACAAGCAACAUGAAAGGAACACCAAAAUGCAGCAGGAGUGGAAACGACAACAGUAUGAAGAUGAGCAGAAGAAGGCAGAGCGGAUGCGGAUCGCAGCGCUGGCUCGGCAGAACGAAGCUCUGAGGCGCCAACAGGAGGACCUGAAACUGCAGCUUAUAAAGACAUCGAGCUUCAGGACAGCUGUACAGAUGUCUCCAGCUUCUGCUCCCCCCACAGUCAGAGUUAAUGUGAAGGCACCACUGAGCACCAGGGCUACCACAGCAUCACCACUCAGUGCUAGGCCCAGAUCAUCUCCUCUCAGGAUCUCUCCGCUCACUCAAUCAGGGACCAGCCCUUCCUCCAACCACAUGCCCAUCAUCUCUAGCGUGUGCUCUCUUUCAACCCCUCCAGCCCCUUCAACACCUUCAAGAAUGAAGAGAACAUUGGCCAUGACCUCUGAAAGGGACACCAAAAGACCCAGGGUGAACGGUUUCCACCAAAACACCUCUAUGGGAUCCGCAUCAACGACAGCAGAGACGAAUGUGUCAUCCCCAUCAGUUAUCAUCCCAAUUGACGAUGACGAUGAUGAGAUCACGGAUGACGAUGACAUUGUUAUCUUGGAGACCAACAGCACCCCUAUUCCAAAGAAGGCAACCUUUGACAUGGCCAAGGUAAAGUCAGAGAGUAGGGCUGUGGAAACACCUUCUGGCACUGGCAACGUUAGGACCAAUGGCAUAGGAACAAGCUCCGUGGAGACGGGAACCGCAGCGACCAACCUCUCCCCUCUACCAUCUUCCUCAGAGCAGAUGAGCAUCACCACCCAGACAGACAUACGGGGCGAAGUGAAGGAUGAAGAGGAGGAGCGAAAGAAAAAGGAGGAAGUGGAAAAGGAGAAGGAGAGAAUAGAGAACUGGACAAAAGUGAAGAACAAAGAAGAGGACAACAAGAAGAAGGAGGAAAGAGAUAGGAAGAGAACAGAACCAGGCCCAUCCUCUGCAGGCCCAUCCUCUGCAGGCCCCUCCACACCAGGCCCCUCUACACCAGGCCCCUCCACACCAGGCCCCUCCACACCAGGCCCCUCCACACCAGGCCCCUCCUCUGCAGGCCCGUCCUCUGCAGGCCCGUCCUCUGCAGCCCCAUCCACACCAGGCCCAUCCACACCAGGCCCAUCCUCUGCUGGCCCAUCCUCUGCAGGCCCAUUCUCUGCUGGCCCAUCUGUCCCAGACCCAUCAGACCUUCCUCGGAUUGACUUCCGUAACCUGUCAGAGGCACAGGAGCAGCAAGAUCAGCUGCUGGAGCUCAUGCAGGCUGCAGCCCAUGAGAGGGACCAGUUCAAGGAACAGGUCCACAAGCUGACCUGCCAGCUCCAUGACCUGGAGGGCAGCAUGCAGGAGCAUUCCCGGUCCGCUGUGAAGAGAGAGCAAUGCCACCUGGCCUGUCAGACUGGAGCAGGGGAUGGAGAACGAGAGCAGGCAGAGGGGAGUAAGGUCAGUGACCAGCUGGCUGUACAGGUAGACACUCUGCUCCAGGACCUCAGCAAUGCCAACUGUGAACGUGACAUGCUACGCUCCCAGGUGGAGGCUAUGAAAGAGGAGAAGGGCAACCUCUUGUCCCAGUGUGAGACGCUGCAGCUGGACGUGGUGGAGCUGAGGAGGGAGAAACAAGAGUGGGAGAGAGAGAAAGAGGAGAGAGAGAAACAGGAGAGAGAAGCAGCUCAGGCUGCAGCUGCCCAGACAGAGAGGGGAGACGUAGCGGCCACUAGUGCUGCUAAUGGCUCGACCUCGGAGGCACCCCAGACGCUGAGGGAGCUUCGGAGGAGCAUUGGUCGUCUCCUUGUCACGUUUGUCCCAGCGCUGGACCUUGAACAAGUCAACUACGACUGUCCAGUCAUCGACGAGAUCCUCCAUCAGGUUCUUACUGAUGUGGAGACGUUGGGGCCUGCGUAAGGGCCUGGGGUGGGAUAUGGAUGGAGGGGUUGUCCUCCAUCUAACUCUGUGAGGAGAGGCAGACCUGGAGAUGGUCACAGAGACUUCCUGCCUCUCCUUUUACCUCGGCGUUUUUACACUUUUUAAAUGUAUUUUCUAUGGAUUUUUUACAAGUGAAAGAGGGAAUGAACUGAAAAGUAUUUAUUUGUAUUGCUGUACAAACACUUUUAUAUUGUUCCAUGACCAUGGUGGUACUUAAUGAUGCAACAAACAGUAAGCUAUUUUGCACUGAAACUUUGGGGUUACUGAGUUCAACCUCUCCUUCUCACAAACACUUACUACUCCAAUGUGGAUGGAGGCUCUAGAAUCAUGUCAGUGUUCCGGGAAGAUGUUUUUCUCUUCGAUUACAGGUGACCACAGUGAACUUUCCUGGAAUGAUGUCAGGAACAGAGGAGUUUUCACUUGAUGAGUUAAGGGACAUAGUCUCCACCAUGAUCUGCUCUGUGGCUUGGUAGAAGGACUCCCUUCUCUCCCAAAACAGACAUAGCCAUCAGUUCUACAUCGUUCCUAGAUCAAGACAGAUUAAGUUCAGUAUUCAAUGUUGCAUUCACUCUUAUGUGCUCAUGUUCAUUUAUAUGCUAAGAAAUAAUGAAGACUUUUUCACCCAAAUCUUGAGUUAACAUAUAUUUUUAUUUUGUGUUGUAUGUUUUAUAACUAGGAGUACGAUAUCCAUAACCUCUCCCCUCACUCUUGUCACACGUUUGUCUUAUCAGAGUACUAUCAAUCCCUCUCUGUUCUUUUGAGCUGAGACUGAUGUUUCUCUUGAAAUAACAGGGUUUUUGCACUCCAGAGGAUUUCAAACUUAUUCCUACCUCUGGGACGCUAACAAAAUUGUAAAUUAUUAAUUAAAAGUUAAGGUCCAAAUGCGGGAGAUUGUAAUGCAAGAGAUGGGGGGGGGGGGGGGUGAGUCCAGAGAGGUACAGUGCAUUCAGACCCCUCGACUUUUUCCACAUUUUGUUACGUUACAUCCUUAUUCUAAAAUUGAUUAAAUAGUUUUUUCCCCCCCUCAUCGAGCUACACACAAUACCCCAUAAUGACAAAACAAAAACAGUUUGACAAUUUUGCUAAUUUAUAAAAAAUAAAACCUGGUAUGACAUUUAAGUAUUCAGACCCUUUGCUCAGAACUUUGUUGAAGCACCUUUGGCAGUGAUUACAGCCUCGAGUCUUCGUUUUUUUUACAUUACAAGCUUGGCACACCUGUAUUUGCGGAGUUUCUCCCAUUCUUCUCUGCAGAUCCUCUCAAGCUCUGUCAGGUUGGAUGGGCAGCGUUGCUGCACAGCUAUUUUCAGGUCUCCAGAGAUGUUCGAUUGGGUUCAAGGGUUCAAGUCUGGGCUCUGACUGGGCCACUCAAGGGCAUUCAGAGACUUGUCCCAAAGCCACUCCUAUUUUGUUUUGGCUGUGUGCUUCGCAUCAUUGUCCUGUUUGAAGGUGAACCUUCACCCCAGUCUGAGGUCCUGAGUGCUCUGGAGCAGGUUUUCAUCUGUACUUUGCUCUGUUCAUCUUUCCCUUGAUCCUGUCUAGUCUCCCAGUCUCUCGCUGAAAAACAUCCCCACAUCAUGAUGCUGCCACCAACAUGCUUCACCGUAGGGGUGGUGCCAGGUUUCCUCCAGACGUGACGCUUACCAUUCAAGCCAAGGAGUUCAAUCUUGGUUUCAUCAGACCAGAUAAUCAGACCAGAUAAUCUUGUUUCUCAUGGACUUUAGGUGCCUUUUGGCAAACUCCAAGCGGGCUGUCAUGUGCCUUUUACUGAGGAGUGGCUUCCAUCUGGCCACUUUACCAUAAAGGCCUGAUUGGUGAAGUGCUGCAGAGAUGUUUGUCUUUCUGGAAGGUUCUCCCAUCUCAACAGAGUAACUCUAGAGCUCUGUCAGUGACCAUCGGGUUCUUGGUCACCUCCCUGACCAAGGCCUUUCUCUCCCAAUUGCUCAGUUUGUCCAGGCAGCCAGCUUGAGGAAGAGUUGUGGUGGAUCCUAACUUCCAUUUAAGAAUGGAGGAGGCCACUGUGUUCUUGGGGCCCUUCAAUGCUGUAGAAAUGUUUGGUACCCUUCCCCAGGUUUGUGCCUCAACACAAUCCAUUCUCGUAGCUCUACGGACAAUUCCCUCGACCUCGCGGCUUGGUUUUUUCUCUGACAGGCACUGUCAACUGUGGAACCUUAUAGACAGGUGUGUGCCUUUCCAAAUCAUGUCCAAUCAAAUGAAUUUACCCCCAGGUGGACUCCCAAGUUGUUGAAACAUCAAGGAUGAUCAAUGGAAACCGGAUGCCCCUGAUCUCAAUUUCAUGUCUCAUUGCGAAAGAGUCUGAAUACUUACGUAAAUAAGGUAUUUUUAUUUUUUAUAAAUGAGCAAAAAUGUCAACCUGUUUUUGCUUUGUCGAUAUGGGGUAUUGUGUGUAGAUUGCUGAGGAAAAUUAUUUAUUUAAUCCAUUUUAGAAUAAGGCUGUAAUGUCAAGAAAAAUGUGGAAAACGUCAAGUGGUCUGAAUACUUUCUGAAAGCACUGUAUUUCAAAGCAGGAUCAAAUUGUUAGCCAGCUCAAACCACUCCAAACUUUCUAGUUCAUGAAGAAAGAUUGACUCAAUGAGGUCGUGCAACUGACUCAAUAUCUUCAAUGAUCUAUAUUUAACUGAACCUUUUUAUUAAUUAACUGGAAAAUCAGCAGCUAUAUCUGGAAUGUUUAUCAAAGUUAACUGGUUAAUUUAUUGAUUUGUGAUUCAUCCCUCAAUUGGGAUUAGAGAUUGGGAAUGUACUUUGUUUUCUCGACACGAGGGAAUUUUGGUUGUCCUUUUAGCAAUGCAACUGUCCCGGAUGUAUUAUUUCUUUUAAAAAUAUAUAUUUAUUUUUUUCACUGUU
Oncorhynchus kisutch (coho salmon) is the source of this 6315-nucleotide messenger RNA. Its product is annotated as MORC family CW-type zinc finger protein 3. The transcript is spliced from 19 exons. The coding region runs from base 82 to 3432 and encodes 1116 amino acids. The record is from RefSeq and is a predicted model, not a curated record. Lineage: Eukaryota; Metazoa; Chordata; Actinopteri; Salmoniformes; Salmonidae. Gene Ontology annotation, molecular function: ATP hydrolysis activity; zinc ion binding. Gene Ontology annotation, cellular component: PML body; nucleus.